UCCGACCCUUCCUCCCGCACCACAUCCGGCUUUCAAGCAUCUGCAUCCCCACACAGCACACUUCUUCGCGAGCUUGUCUCGCAUCUCAUAAAGGUGCUGUUCACUAAUCCGUGCCGGUACACUGUCACCGAUCAUGGGGUCCCCGGAUUUGUUUCUACCUGGAGCUGGACUCGGACUGUUGGACACCAAGGCGGCAGAAAGGGAGUACGGAUACGGUUCGACGGCUCCGCAUGCCAGGAGGUUACACCCAUACCAUGCUGUUGAGGCAGAGCAACGCAAUGACUUCAACUGAGGACAUGGACUUAUACUUCAGCGCCGCCUAUUCCGUCCAGAGGAUGCACUGAAUCCCUCGACUGUUGAUGCCACCGUCACUCCUUCUUCUCGCUUCUUGACGGCUCUCAUUCACUCACUCAAACAUGGCUCCCGCCGCAACAGUGCUCCCACCACUGGUGCACGACGUUGGGUUUGAUGUGCCCGCGGCCUCUGGGGCUGUCAACCUUGGGCCAAGGCAUGAAUUCGACGACGACACCAGCAUCCCAACCGUGGGCGAACUCGUCCGCAGACGGGCACUGUCUCAUCCAGACCGUGUUAUCGUCUCGUAUCCAUCUUCGGGAAUCGACUAUGUCGACUACACAAUGCGGCAGCUGGACGUGUUCGCCUACCGGGUCGCCGUGGGCUACCAGCGCUUCAUCCCAACACGGACAUCGUCGGCCGAACGACCAACCGUUGUUGCCCUCUUGGGGCCGUCGGACUUGGACUACAUCAUCACCAUGCUGGCACUCAUCAAGCUUGGUCACACCGUGUUGUUCCUCUCAACGCGUAUCUCUCCCGCGGCCAUUGAAUCCCUCAUCUCCACCACCGACGCUAAGGUCUUGCUCGCCGCUCCCGCUCACAUGGAAGUAGCAAGGGCAACACAACAAAUCACCCCAGGACUUGUUGUCGACAAGAUCGCACCCCGGUCAGUCUACGAGUUCCCCGUUGAGGUACACGCCGAUACCAGACUGGGCCAGACCUUGGAACUAUCCACAGAAACCAACAACUUUGUGUACAUCAUCCACUCGAGUGGCUCCACGGGCCUCCCCAAGCCCAUCUAUCAGACGCACAAAGCAGCAAUAGCCAACUAUGCGGUCAGCAUGGACAUGAAGGCCUUCAUCACGCUGCCGCUGUACCACAACCAUGGCAUCUGCAACUUCUUCCGAGCCGUCUACUCGGGCAAGUCGAUACACCUGUACAACGCCUCGCUGCCGCUCACACACGAGUAUCUCGUGUCCAUCAUGACAAGGCACAAGUUUGAAAUCUUUUACGGCGUUCCCUAUGCUCUAAAACUCCUGGCCGAGUCUGAUGAAGGCAUCCAAAUCCUGCGGUCGCUCAAGAUCGUCAUGUAUGGCGGAAGUGCGUGCCCCGACGAGUUAGGGAACCGGUUGGUUGAGUGCGGCGUGAACCUCGUCGGCCACUACGGAGCAACCGAGGUCGGUCAGCUGAUGACCUCGUUCCGGCCGCCCGACGACAAGGCAUGGAACUACGUCCGCGAGACCGACAAGCUCAAGCCUUACCUUGAAUGGAUUCCCCGCGGCCCGAAUUUGUUCGAGUGUGCAGUCAAGGAGGGGUGGCCAGCCAAGAUCGCGUCCAACCAGCCCGACGGCUCGUACCGCACCAAAGACCUCUUCGAGCCGCACCCGACGAUCCCAGGGGCGUGGAAAUACAUCGCGCGCAGCGACGACACGAUCGUGCUCGUCAAUGGCGAGAAGUUCAACCCCGUCCAACUCGAGGGCAACGUGCGGUCUGACCGCAACGUGGCCGAGGCCGUCGUCUUCGGCGCGGGGAGGCCCAACCUGGGUAUCCUCAUCGUACCGGCGUCCGGCCUAGCGCAUGCCACGGCUGACGAGGUGCGCGAGCUGGUGUGGCCGGCCGUGCAGCGAGCUCAGGCGGACGCCGAGGCCUACGCGCGCAUCUCAAAGGAAAUGGUCUGCGUGCUCCCCGCCGACUGCGCCUGCCCGCGCACCGACAAGGGCAGCGUCAUCCGCCAGGCCUUCUACAAAAUCUUCGCGGCCGAGAUCGACGCCGCCUACGACGCUGCUGAUAAUGGCAGUGGAGAGCUAAAGGCUAUGUCGGAGCCUGAACUCCGCGAGUUCCUUCGCGAAGCGCUGGUCCAUGUCACGGGGCGGGCGCUGGACGGCGGCGACAGUAAGGAGGCGGUCAGCGACGACACCGACUUCUUCCUCCUGGGGCUUGACUCGCUCCAGGCGCUCCAGCUACGGAGUCUGAUCCUGAGAUGUGUCGACCUGGGCGGCAAGAGCCUUGGCCAGAACGCUGUCUUUGACUUUCCGUCGAUCGACAAGCUCUGCUCACACUUGUUGGCCUUGACUGGCGGUCAGGAAGCCAGUAGUCAAGGCGCGGUCGAGGACGAGAUGCGUGUACUCAUUGAGAAGAUGGGCAACUUUCCCCGGGGCCCCAAGCAAUCAGUGGUUGUGACAGGUGCUACGGGCUCAUUGGGUGCACAUAUCGUUUCAUGUCUGCUGAGGGAUCCGUCCGUCGGCACCGUCUACUGCUUGGUGCGGGCGGCGAGCAACGAAGAGGCAUCGCGAAGACUGAAGGAGUCUCUGCUGCAGCGACGGCUCUACCACACCGUACCCGCGUCCUCGGCGCGGCGAGUUGUGGCCCUGAGGAGCGACCUGUCACAACCGAUACUGGGCCUCGAUGCCAUGACCUAUCAAACUGUGGCGGAGAAGCUUAGGGCGGUGAUCCACUGCGCCUGGUCCGUCAACUUCAACCUCCACCUCUCCAGCUUCGAAAAGACAAACCUCGCCGGAGUCGUCAACCUCAUCGCCCUGACUCGGGCGGGCCAGAACGCCACGUUCAAUUUUUGCUCCUCGGUCAGCGCCACGGCUCGCUGCCCUCUGCCGGCAGUGCCCGAGACGAUCCCCGAGCUGGAGUGGGCCCAAGGCAUGGGCUACGCGCAAUCCAAGUCUGUGGCCGAGCACCUGUGUGCGCGAGCGGCCCAGCAGGCAGGCGUCCGGACGCGGGUCCUGCGCGUCGGCCAAAUCAUGGCCGACACGAAGCACGGCGUGUGGAACCACACCGAAGCCAUCCCGCUCAUGAUCCAGAGCGCCAUGACUGUCGGCGCCCUGCCAAAACUCCAGGAGACUCCUUCCUGGCUGCCCGUCGACACAGUCGGCCAGGCCGUGGCAGAGAUCGCCCUCUCCGACGCCGGCAGCAUUGUGGCCAACGUAACCAACCCUAGCACGUUCCACUGGACCGAGGACCUUCUUCCCGCGCUCAAGGCAGCCGGUCUCGAAUUUGACGUUGUCGAGCCCAAGGAAUGGGUGCGGCGGUUGAGGGCGUCGAACCCGGACCCGCAAGCGAACCCACCCAUCAAACUGGUGGACUUCUUCGCUUCCAAGUACGACCGCGACGAGUUUGCCCCAUCCAAAGCCUUCGUCACCGACGUCGCACGCAGCCUCUCCCCCGCGCUGGCCGCCGCGCCCGUGCUGAACCAGGACCUCGUCGCCAAGUUCGUCAACUUCUUCCGUACGAGGGUGUGGGCAGUUAGACCCACAACAACAACAGCCGCCCCCGCAUGUACCGUUAUCGUCAUGGCCGGGCCCUGCGGAAGCGGCAAGUCGACUAUCGGGCAGGCCGUAGCAACAUGGCUUGAUGCGCCUUUCAUCGAAGGCGACUCGCUGCAUGGGCGGGACGCCAUCGCGCGCAUGGCGGCGGGCGCGCCGCUCACGGACGAAGACCGCGCCGCGUGGCUGCAGCGGACGGCGCGCCACGCGGCCGAGACGGUCGCCGACAUGGGAUACCCAGCCGUCGUGCUCAGCUGUUCGGCGCUGCGCCGCAAGUACCGGAACGUGCUCCGCGAGGGGAUUGCACAGGCCGUCGGCGAGGAUAUUGUGGUGCGGGUUGUGUUUGUCGAUCUGCAGGCUGCGCCGGAAGUGCUUGAGGAGAGAAUGCGCCUGCGCCGGGGGCAUUACAUGGCGCCGGAGAUGGUGCCGGGCCAGGUGGCUGCCCACGAGCAUGCCGAAGACGACGAGGUGGAUGUUCUCCCGGUGGACUGCGAGGGGCCGAUUGAGACUGUGGUGGAGGAAGUCAAGUGGCUGAUCGGUUGGGUUGCUCCAAGUUGUGUGCCAGCCAGUGCUUGACACACGUUCGCGAAAAACCCGGCCGUUUGAGGGGUUGGGGCAGUUCCAGCUACUAUCAUGAAUAGUUUUACUACGUUAUGUAUGCUUGUUACGCCAGAAUACAGGGUUUCUCACCGAUG
This is a messenger RNA of Parathielavia appendiculata, 4261 nucleotides long. RefSeq names its product acetyl-CoA synthetase-like protein. The transcript is spliced from 4 exons. Gene Ontology annotation, molecular function: phosphopantetheine binding; kinase activity. The record is from RefSeq and is a predicted model, not a curated record. Gene Ontology annotation, biological process: carbohydrate metabolic process. NCBI's taxonomy places the organism in Eukaryota, Fungi, Ascomycota, Sordariomycetes, Sordariales, Chaetomiaceae. Bases 417 to 4142 code for a protein of 1241 amino acids.